AGCGUUGGUAACUGUUUGUAUCAGUUCACUUUCCAUUUUGUUAAUUAUAUAAAUAGCCAGUUGUCAGUUUUUCAUAUCACACACGUCCACAACUCGACAAACCAAACAGUACAAUGAACACUUUGAUCAUCCUAGCUAUCUGCCUUGCCGCAGCAGUUGCCGCGCCAAUUGACACCGUAGAAGUCCGUCACGACACAUUGGGAAACUACAACCUCCGAUUCCAAGUUCCAGGCAUCUCCAGAGUUGAGGAUCGUGACGCUUUCGGCAAUGUCAACGGCGGAUUCUCCUACUACGACGAUCUCGGCAUCUUGAGACAAACCCACUUCACCUCCGGGGUUCACGGUGUUCACGCCGUCGGUACCGAUAUUCCAGUUCCGGUACAAGACACCCCCGAGGUUGCCCGGGCUAAAGCUGAACACCUUGCCGUUCUUAACGCCGCUUACUUGAGCUCGCCACCUUCUCCUCAUUUCUUUGAUUUUUAAGGUGUAUUAAAGCCAAAUUAGUUGAAUUGUAAUUUAAUUGUAUGUAGGUGCUCAUUAAACAUAUUGUAAA
This is a messenger RNA of Photinus pyralis (common eastern firefly), 552 nucleotides long. RefSeq names its product cuticle protein 7-like. Lineage: Eukaryota; Metazoa; Arthropoda; Insecta; Coleoptera; Lampyridae. Bases 114 to 482 code for a protein of 122 amino acids. Gene Ontology annotation, cellular component: chitin-based extracellular matrix. The transcript has 2 exons. The record is from RefSeq and is a predicted model, not a curated record. Gene Ontology annotation, molecular function: structural constituent of chitin-based larval cuticle.